Lactuca saligna is the source of this 1393-nucleotide messenger RNA. The record is from the annotation of a GenBank genome assembly. Lineage: Eukaryota; Viridiplantae; Streptophyta; Magnoliopsida; Asterales; Asteraceae.
AUGAUGUCUUCUCUCCUCCCAGAUCUGACCACAAGAAUCUACCCAGAACCACCAUGCAGUUUCUUGUCGGUGGCCGCGGAGGAUGAAGGCGUCGACCGGUUUGAUCAGCUGCCGGACUCUCUUCUUCUCUUGAUCUUCAAUAGGAUCGGCGAUGUCAAGGCGUUGGGCCGUUGUUGCGCCGUUUCGAAAAGAUUCCAUUCCCUUGUUCCUCAGGUCGAAAACGUCGUUGUUCGAGUCGAUUGCGUUAUCUCCGACGAUGAUUCUUCUUCCGCCUCCGGCUCCUCUGACAAAUCUCGUGGACCAAUUUCUAGUCUUUUCCGCAUCGUCUUCGGCGGCAUCGUGAAGCCAAUCCAAGCACUUGGCCAAUUCUUCGGUCCAAAACGAUCGUCGUACUCGUCGUUAUCCUCCCCUUCUUCUUCCUCAUCUUCUUCUUUGUCCGUCGGGAAUGUCGACGGUGACGACGAUAUCGAGCAAGGCGGUGGAGUUACUCAUCAUUCUCCAACUCAAGUCCUCAAAAACUUCAACGAGAUUCGAUAUCUCAAAAUUGAACUCCCCAGCGGUGAAUUGGGUAUCGAAGAUGAUGUUCUGUUGAGAUGGAGAGCAGAUUUUGGAUCAACAUUAGAUAAUUGCGUGAUGCUCGGCGCAUCCUCUGUGAUUCGCCCUGCAAAUUCUUCACCCAAUCAAUCCAAUUACGACACAAUAUGCGUUAAUGGAAACAAUAACCCCCACGAAGAUAAUGGCAGUAUACCGGAAUCCUUCUACACCAACGGUGGUCUGAAAUUACGCGUCGUAUGGACCAUAAGCUCGUUAAUUGCAGCAUCUGCAAGACAUUACUUGCUUCAACCGAUCAUUUCCGAACAUAAGACAUUAGAUUCACUGGUUUUAACCGAUGCAGAUGGGCAAGGGGUGUUAUGUAUGAACAGAGAACAAUUGGAAGAAUUAAGAGUGAAGCCAUUGUCAGCUUCUUCAGCUUCAAAGAGAACCCUUGUUCCAGCUUUGAAUAUGAGGCUCUGGUAUGCGCCAUUUUUGGAGUUACCAGAUGGAACUGUGCUCAAAGGGGCUACAUUAGUUGCAACGAGGCCAAAUGAAUUCCUUUUGAUUUUUCAAGAAUAACUAAGACACCAUUAGGUUUCUGAAGGCAUUAAAUGGCAGAGAAACCACACAAUUUUGCUUCUGAAAAAUGGAAGGAAUGAAGUUGUUGGUAGAUGAGGUGGUAUAAAAAUAUGUAAUGUUUAUUAAGCAAAGGUUAUGUCGGAACUACAUGCCUUUAUGAAUCUUGUAGAUUUUGUGUCUUUACUACCAAAAUCCCAUGUUCAAAGUGUUGAUUCUCGAGUUGUUUGUAGUAGACUUGCUUGAAAAAAAAUAAUAAAACUCUUUUGGUGGCGUUCCUUAA